AUGAAUGGAAAUUUGGAAACACAUGAGGUUAGUUGGUUGCAACUGCGCUUUACCGUAAUUUUUCUUUAUUUGUCUGAGACCUCUUAAAAUCAUAGAUAGAUUCUCCACAGUGUGUAAUUUAUUUAUUUAUUUAUUUAUUUAUUUACGAUGAGAGGAAAAGUACAUCGUGAAAAAAAAGGUGAUAAAAUGUAAUUCACUAUCCAAAUCGCUAAACCUCAAAAUUUUCAAAAAAAAAAUUCAGGGUAGAUCAAAAAUAUUUUACUAUUCCUCUGUUUUCUCUGGUUUCUCUCAAAAUUGCAUUCUCUCUAUCUCUCCUCUCUUUUUCCAUCUCCAAAAUCACUUUUUUUUCUUGACCCAUGAUAAAACAACAAACUCAUCCACAAUAAAACCAAGUGAUUUAUCUUUUUGCCACCGACCAAAACUUUUUUGAUUUUCUUUCUUCCAUCAAGAAAGAAAGCACAUGUGGUUUCUAUCUGAAACAUUUUCAUUUUCUUCUUUUUUCACUCAUCUCUUUUUUUUCUUCUUCCAACCACCUAAUUUAUUAUUUUUUUGUUUUGAACUUCCUGAAUCACAGAACUGAACUUAAUUUCAAAAAUAAAAUUCAGAAAUUUCAGAUGCCGAGCGACGAUGCAUACAGCGAUUAUUUUUGGGAUUAUAAAUCAAGUUAGUUUAUUUUUUAUUUAGGGGUCCCACUUUUUUGUUUAGGUUAUUAGGGUUUGUGACACUUUUAUGGCUUAGGAUGAUGAGAGAUAAUAAGUUUGUUUAGGAUUAUAAACGGGGGAAGAAAAAUAUCUGAAGGAUGUCAUUUUGUGUCAAGUUGUUUGUUUUGACCUUUUUUGUUUUGGUUGGGUCUACUACUGUGUAGAAAAGAAAAUAAGGAAACGUCAAAAAAGGCCACCCAGAAUACAAUGAUUUUUUGUAUUAGAAAUACCAGAAUGCAAUAAUUCAAGAAUACAACAUUUUGUUGUUCAGCCAAAAUUUCAACAAUUCUGUGUUUCUUUUUUUGAGAAAAAAUGAAUAUUCAUAGAAAACAAGUCAAACUUUAUAAAAAUCGAGGGAAAUCAAGCCGAAAAACCCAUAAUCAUAGUUUUUUGGUGUUUGGGGAAAAGUUUUCUAGGUUUUUCUUCUUGCAAUCUCUAUUCUCGUUAAUUUGCUACUUUUUGCUGCAAAGAUUGUGAAAUUUCGUUAAGUACGAACGAUUUUAGCUUUUUUUGUGAAAAAACGAAAAAUGGUUUUUGGGUUUGCAAAAAAAUUCACAAACCGUCGUGUUGUUUGGCGUCUCUCUUACGCGUUUCUAUCUCUCAUUUUUUCUCUUUUUGUCCUCGUCUCUUCUACACACAACACUCUCUCGUUUAUUUUUUCAAUUUGGUUUUUUUUUCCGUGAAAUCAGGAAAUUUCACGAUUUUCAUCGAGAACAUCAUAUAUGAGAAAAUAGAGAAACACAAGGAAAAGACAGAAAAAUAAAAAUAGGAAUGUGGAACUUAAGAUUAAAAGUUAUUUUUUUCGAAAAAACUGAAACUGAUGUUUCAGAAUUUUGAGCAAUUAUAACUUUGAUACUAUGGUCUGCUUUUUUCCUAAUAUUAUUUUCCUCGCAAUUAUUUCAGACUGAUAUUCUGAAAACAUAAAAAUCCAACAAAGUUUGGAAUUUCUGAUCCACAGUAUAUUUCUACACACAUUUUCCUUCCCACUUUUGAUAAACUCUUGAAGUUCUGUGCCGACAGAAAUCUCAAAGGUUUCCCCAAUUUUUACAAAUCUGCUAAUCCCUCACCGCCAAAACUCAUUCUUUCCCCGCUACCAGACAUCCAUUUUCUUUGGGUGUCAAAUUAUCUUCCACCAUUUUUGGUGUCAAAAAGUUUAUGGUGCUAAAACCAAAUAUUGACUGUUUUAAUUAAAUUCCCGCUGGGAAGAAAGAGAUGUACGCAGUCAAAUAGACACAUUAGAUACUCAGUUGACUAAACCAAAAAAUUAUGGAACCCACUAUUUUCCGGCUCAUUGCGAAUAGAGAAGAAUUUAUGUUUUCGACAGUAUGACGCCAGAUUUUUUUUUCAAACAAAAAAAAUUUAUGAAUAUCUAAUUUCGACAUUUUUUGGAAGCAGAUGGCGGCUUCGAGAUUGACUGCGUACAUACAUUAGAUACUCAUCCAAGUUUUCCCUCAUCGAAUUCUGAAUAUAAAAAUUAGCUGUGUAUCACAUUAAAUACUCAGCUAUCAAUCAAUCAACUUGUGCUUUUCGGUCACCUUUUGUUAUUCUAACUAACUGGUUGUUUUUUUCUUUGUGUGUAACAUUUUUGUUUCCCGCGCGGCUUUUCUUCUUUUAUUUCCUUCGGACACAAAAAAAAACCAAAAAUAACUUUGAUUUUUUAUCGAUUUUCUUAUUUUUCUGCCGGCAAUAUUUAAAGAAAAAUCCACCCACCUUUUCACACUUCAUUUUUGAAAAGUGAUAAUUUUUCAAAAUAAUUUUUUUAAAGCUGUCAGAAAUUUUUUGACGAGCCGAGCUGUGUAAAAUAAUGCAUGCCAUUCCAACAAUAUAAUAAGAACAUAUGUCAUCAGUAAUAUGAGCAAUGUAAUUAUUUUUUUAGUAUGAUUUGGGGGAGACAAUAAAUCUCUUUUUUUGGUCCAUUUUACAGCUGGCGAGAUUAUUGUUGCGUUUUUUUCGAGAGAAAAAACGUUGAGGUACUGUUGAAGAUUUGAGUAACUCUAGGUUUUCAAAUGUACAGUACUUAAACAUAUUUGCAGAUAAUUUUGGUUACAGUAGAUCCUCAGAAAAUUAAAUCGCUGAUCAAAAGAUCACAUCUUAUUUGAGAGGUACUGUAGGUUGAAAUAUUCUGGAUUUAAUUAAGAUAGCUGUGAAUGUUCGUUUUCUAAAUGCCAUUUUUUGAACCUGGCUGCUGAAAUUUGAAGGUAGAUCAGAAAAUUCAAAUUUUACUCCAACCUACAGUAAUCGUCAAUUUAUCAAAAGUGCACAGAAUUUUGUUUUAUUUUCCCAUCUUCUUCAUUUUUUCUAUUUACUUGUUUUUUUCCUCCUUCACAUUCAUAACCAUGCAAAAAUCUAGUAGUAAAAACCAAAUAAAAGUGUCAAAUAAAAAAUGAGCUAUGUUUUCUCUCCGUUUUUUUCCUCAUUGACGAGUCAUUAAACCAUUCGUUCUUCGGUAGUUUGUUUCAAGGUUGACUGUUUUUAAAUAGAAAAAAUAGAAGAAGGUAAGAUGCGGGUAUUCGGCAUCGAACUCUUGAUCAGAGCUUGUUAAUAGGCUGGAGUUUUACCACUUGACUACGUGGCACAAAUUUCACGUGAAGUGAAGAACCUUUUUGUUUUUUCCCAUUUUUAUUCAUUUCCAAAAAAUUCUCUAACCUUGAGAGGUAAAAAUGAAAUGUAUCAAAAUGACAUGGUUUGUUGUUUAGACCAUCUGUCGAAAAGCUAACAUUUGUUCAAUUUUUUUCGGAUUCCCCAAAUCUAGUCGUUUUCAUCUCUUCAAACAACACAAAAGGUUAUUAGGCUUUUUAUUGGCGUAACUAAUUGCUGUCAUUAGAAAAUACUUUUUUUCUUCCCAUUUUCCCUCGUUUUUUUCCUUUGUCGGUCGGAAUUUUUCCCUGAACAUGAACAUAAUUGAUUAGAAUUCUUUAUAUUAUAUAUAUAACACAAAAAAAAUAUAUUGCUCCCAAAAAACUACUAGUAGUGUGUUUUUUUUUAUUUACACAAAAAUGUGUCACUUUUUUGUCGUUGGUGCUGGCCUAAUUUGUUUAUUUGAUUUCGUCUUUUAGUCAGUUUCCCCCUCCUGAACAAGUUUUUGGUGAACUUUUGGGAAGUGGAAGGUUUUGAUAUUCGAGAUUUGGGCUGUUCAAAAUUUAAAACGAGUAUUGAAAGAAUCAGAAUUUCUGAAUAAUUGAAAGAAAAUUAGGAGGCAUAGGGACUCGAAUCCUGGUCUUGAACUCAAGAAGCAGAGCAGUAAUCUCCCUUUCUGGAAAAAACAAUGUUAGGAGGUAGCCGAUGUCGAACCUUCGACUUGAGCUCAGAAAUCUGUGAACUACCCACUUACACUACGCGUCCUUCUCUGCACGCAUUUUCAAAUUUCCUUGUUUUCAAAACAUGAUUUUUCUGCGGACCACUAUACAUUAUUUUUUUGUUCCGAAGAGCUUUUCGAAAAUAAUCCCGUUUUUCACUCCCUUAUCUUGAUUUCCAAUCUUUUUCCCCUUUUUGCUCUUUUCUAUCUUUUUUACGAAAUAAAAAUAAACAAUAAAAGUACUUACAUGAACUCUUGGGACAUUUUUUAUUGGGUUGAACCCAAUUUAGUGUUUUACUAAAAUUCUUAAGAACGAAAUUUGUUUUUUUUCUUUAUUUUGUUAAGAAAGAAAAGAUGAAACAAUUUUGCCGCCUUUUGUUUUUUUUUGCUGUGAGAAUAAAGGCUACAGAUGUCGUUAAAUAAAAACCUCAUUUUUUCACUGGGUUCCUUCGUUUCCGAUUUUUUUGAGGAGGAGUAUAGAUUUCGGUUUUUUGGGUGAUUUUUUGUUAGCAGGUGGUGAUGGGUUCUGGAAUGGUACGGUUUCGGUGACAUCUGCGAAAUUUUUUUUUGAUUUUGGUGCCACGAAAAUUUUUGAUCUGAGGUUAUUCGGUUAUACAAAAUCGGACAUUUUUUGAAUUUUCGCCACGUGGCAAUACUUUUUCAGCAUCAGAAAUUUUGAAUUUGAACUUAUUUUUAGAAACAGUUUGAAUCUAAUCAUUCUGGCGCCUUUGAGAAAUAAUUUGAAAAAGUAAUUUAAUAUCGGAACCGGAUUGAAUAUUGUUUUAAAAUUUCCCAGGAAAAAAAAUUUUUUGGCCUACCCAGAAAUUUACAAAUAAAAAGUUCUACAGUAAUCCCUCUUGAAACUGUACUUUUUUAAAACUAUCCAUUUUUUUUUCAAAAAAAAAGUUCCUCGAAAAAUUUGCAUAAUCCAAGUUGUUGUUUGUUGUGUUCCUUCUUUUUUCCUGUUUUUUUUUGUCAAAAAGUCAAAAAAAAAUUGUGGGCGGGGUUUCGAAGCUCCGCCCACUUUUUAUUGGCUCUUCUUUCUUUUCUCUUGUCUUUUUUCUGCUUCUUUUUGAUGAUUUUUUGAUUUUGGUUAGAAACAGAUAAAACUUUUUAUUGAUUUUAAGAUUUGAAAAUUUGAAAAUUCCUUUUGAAAAUAUGUUGUUAUUGUUUUUUUUUGUUAAAAUUCGAAGAUCUCUCGACGUUUCUCUGCAAUAAAAAGUUUACUGAUAAAUCUAGUGAAAUCUUCUGACCAUAAUUUACACAGUAGCCCGGGCUACUGUAGAUUUACUAUGAUUACAGUAAUUAUUUCUCGUACCACGUUCUUCUACAGUAGUCCUCAUUACUCUACAGUAUUCAUAUUUUUUACAGUAAUGGACGAAAUAUCAAUAAGCGAACAUCCGAAAUCAGGCUACGUGGUCCGUCAAAAACCACAUCGAUUAACAUGCCGUGCACAAAACGCCAAAAAGAUACGAUUCAAAUGUGCCGAAAAAUGGGUGAGUCACGGGGGUUUUGGGGUUUUUUGUCUCCAACAGAUAGAUAUGACUAAUUUACAAUUGUGACCCCUGGGAAAAUAUAUUUGAUUUUUUCUCAAAGCUUGUCCAAAAUAACUACACACAUACUAUUUUAUCAACACUUUCCCAAGAGUAGUUUUCAAAAAUAAUAACAAUAAUAUUUGAUUAUCGGAUUAUUUUUUGGUUGGUGCAAAAAUCUUCAUUUCUUCAUUUUCUCGCUAAUUAUUCCUCUUCUCGGUCUCUCUAUUAAUUUUUACCGCGCACACAAAUUAUGAAGACAGGAAAUUGUAGUUAUUGUUUGAGGGGCGGGAAACGGGAAAAGGAAGAGAGACAUAAGAAAACACUUAAAAUUGUUGGGAGGCGGUGAAUAAUUAGGAAUACCGAAAUAAUAGGAAGAAUAAGAAAGAUGAAUAAGAAAAAGACCUUGGCUCUCAAGUGUUUUUUGUUUGAGAUUUUUAGAUGAUCUACAGGUUUCCGGGAUAAAAAAGUUUGGAAAAAUAAGUGAGGGGAAAUUAUAAUUGUAUGUUUUAAUUCUGGGAUAAGUUAAAUAAGUUAUCGAAAAUAAUUAUAUCUGAUUGUGAAAAGGUUUGAAAAUUAUUUUUUUUUGUGUUUGGCUAAGAAUCUUGCAAGCCUAGCUUUUACUCAAUAUAACUUUUUUGUUUAUUUACAAAACACAUCUGACACAUUAUCCCAUCACUUUUCAAGACUUUUUUUUGUUAUUUUCUAUUUUGAUGAGCUGAUGACAGCCAGAUGUUUGUGAUAGAUACGCAAAAAUAAAUAAAUAUAUUGAGAUGAACACAGAAAAAGAGGAUUUUCGGGUUAAUCGAAAGUAUUAAUUUGUCAAAAAAGUUUCACUUUUCCACUUUUUUAUUGAAAAGAGAAUAGAAAAAGAGACAAAUUUACAUAUUUUCUUUGGUUCACAGCGUUUUUAUUUUUAUUUUAUUUUAUUAUAUUUUAACCAGAUGCGCGGUGAAACCUUAUAUUUUUUAGUUUAGUUUGGUUUUAUUGAUAAAAGUAAUAAAACAUCUAGCAUACAUGUUUUUUUUCUCAAAAAAUAAUUUUGGUUGUUUGCAGAUCGACGAUUCACGUAUCGAAUCUACGAGUUCAAAUUCAAACAUCGAAGCAAAUUUGAAUAUUUCGAAGAUCGACGUUGAAACUUCGGAAAAGGGGAUUUUCUCGUGUCAGUGUUACGCUUCGGCAGACGGAGAUCAAGAAGUUGCGGCAUCGGAAGAAGCUGUUGUGCAAGUUGCAUGUGAGUUUGAUAAGGGAUGGGGGUUCUGAAGUUUUGGAAAAUGAGGAGAUAUUGAAGCUGGAACUUUUUGAAGGAUAGAUUUUUGGUGUCUUAGGUGAAAUAAUUUGGAAUGAUGUUUGAAGUUUCAAAAGAACUAGGAUUUGGUGAACCUUUGAGGUUCUCAAAAUUUUAUGACCAUUUUUUGAAAUACACAUUUUUGACUCAGAUCUAGAGAUCUAUUACCUUUUUCAGUUUUUUUUUGAUAUUCAGACCUCAAAUUUUGCCGAAUUUUUGUUUCACGAUUUUUGCUAGACAAUUUCAACCUAAUACUAACAAUAAGUACAGUACCCUCUUGAUUAUUCCCUUGGCACCAAAAACUUCCACAUCUUUUCUUGUCACAUCAGAAAUUUUUUUUUGAAAAACAAAUGAGUGUUUCAUAACUUUCUUGACAUUUUUUUGUCAAACAACGGAAUUUCGAAAUAUUUUUAAACAAAGAAAGAGAUUGAUGAGUUGGAUUUGGGGUACUGUACUUUUAAGAGUUUUGGAGACAAAAAUGGGGAUUUUCCGAAAAAUUAUAAGUUUUCACACUUUCAUUAGCUACAGUAUAUUUUUCUGGCAAGUCAUAAAUCUAUCGAUAAAAUCAACAAUAUUUGACACGAGUAUUAGAUAUAACAAAAUUGUAAACCUAUAAAAAGAUGAGAUAAAUAUAAAUAUAUUCGAUUUGACCUGUUCUUUUCUCUUCCUUUCCUUCUUUCUUUUUCUUCCCACCUGAUUAAUGUAGUUUUCUCUAAACUCUCUAAAAUUCUCAUACUCUCUCUUACUUUUCUGGGAAGCAAAGAUAACUUUUUGGUGGCUCGCUGGGUGUGAUUUAUUUUAUUUUAUUUUGUGUGUGUUAUUUUGACAACUGUCGUACCUCCCAACUUUAUACGUUUCAAAAAUUUUAUUUAGUUUUGAUCAAAAAAAAUUUUGGUAUAAUUUUUUAAACAAAAAAAAAACAUUAUUACUAAUACCAGCUAAUUUUUGUUCUUUUUGUUUAUUUUUUUUGGUAUUCAAAAAUAUUUUUGUAUAGUUUUUGAAAAAUGUUCUUUUAGUGCCAACACAUCUAGGGUCUCAAUUUUUUAUUUUAUAACAGCAUAUCAUUUUUGACUCAUAGAUCUUCAGAGCUUGUGCGUCAAACAGCCGAGUCUAGAAAACUUAGUUUUCAGAUAGCCGCGCCUAGAGAACCUGAUUACCUAGAUUCCGCAUCUAUAGAUCCACUCUGGUGCCAACUUGUGUUUAUAUUUAAAAUGUUCUCAAUGGACCUAAAAUUAACCCGAUAUUCAACAAUUUCCGUGUUUCCGUCAAAUGAAAUAAAUAUUAUUUGUCUCCGUGAGAAACCAAAGUGAACAUCUCAAAUUUCAAAAUAAUCCCAUCUUACUCUAAUAAAUUCUUUGAAUUUCUUAUUUCUCCUCAAAAAUGUCAACUUUGUUCUCUUGGGACCUUUUUGAACAUAUCAAUUGCGCAAUCUUUUAUGGGUAUUUCUUGGGUGUUUUUGUUGGAUGGACACUGGAUACCAGAAUGAAAAAUUGGAGAAAAGAUGUUAUCGGAAUGUUUUUUCGUGGACUCUUACUAGUAUUUGUUUUGUUGUUAGAUAAUAUUUGAUACUAGAAAAAAAGGGCAGAAAAAUGAUUGAUGAUUUGAAGGUUCUGUGGGAGAACUUUUUUUUUUGAUUAUUUUAAAAAGAAGAUUUUUUUGUAUUUUUUGAAGAAAUUUUUGGGAAUUUUUUGAAGGUUUCAUGAAACACUUAUUUAAUAGAAUUCCAAAAAACACCAUCUAUCAGAAUUAGAGCUUGUGCAAAUAAAUUAUCCCGAAUUUCGUAGAUCAGUUCAAAAUGUGCAUCAAAUUUUUCCCACCUUCAGAUCCAAGCUCCGCCCAUUUUUCACGGCAAACUCCACCCUCUCCCAUCUAUUUUUAUUUAUUUUCUGAACAGUAGCGCUCGCGCGCUGCGCUCACACCAAGAAUUAAGCCCCGCCCACAUUUUUUGGGUGUUCUUCUUUAGAUAUUCCCUUCCUCCUUUUUUUCUUCUUUUUUUGUCUAUUGCUUCCCAUUUGUUGUUCUCGCCCAAUUUUUCACAUUUAAUCGUUUUGAAAGCUCGGAAAAUUCCAAUUUACUUGGCAUUUUUUUGUGGCCCAAAACCACGUGAAUUGGAGUUUGUAUAGAUUGGAGCGGGGAUGAGUUUUGUAUGUUUUUAAUUCACGAAAAUUUGAACUUAUUUCAUUGAUUUUUUUGCUGAAAUUCUGAACUUUCUCAAGAUUUUUCUCAUUCUCACUCAAUUAUUUGUAUAGAUUCCGAUCUUAGUUUUCAAAAAUUAUUAAAUUUUUCGGCCUUCAAAACCGGCAAAAACUCACAUAUUUUUCUGCUAGAAGAUAUUUCUGAACCUGAUACUUUCAAAUUCAAAUUUUCUUUCGCGUUCAAGUUUUUCAAGUAUUUAUUUUUCUCUUCCUCCACACUUACUCAAACACAUAUUUUGAUUGUUAUGAAUAUAUAAUAAUUGUGUCAAAAAUGUUCUUGCGCAUGUAAAUACUAUACAAAUUUAUGUAUGAGUAAACAAUUUUCCCAAUAUGUUGACUUUUCUAGAGAGUAAUUUGAUAUUUUUGGCCCCCGCCACCCAGAAAAAUCCAGGUUUCUUCUCCUUUUUUGCAUGUGCUAUUUUUGAUGAGCUGAAACGAAAAAAUAAGCAAAAAAAACUUGUCAAGAAUCUCACACUUACUGAAUUUUUAAUGAGAGCAAGCAAUGUGAGAAGAUUUUUUUGUGUAACAUGAAAAAAUUGUCGUGUUUUUUUAGUUUCAUUUUUUAUUUUAUUAUUUUUACAAUUUUUACAUCUUUAAUACUGAAGUUGACGCUGAAUGUUCAAUUCUAGGUUUUGAAGUUUAUCAGAGCCGCUCCUUGAGAACUUCUAUGACAAGGAGCUGAGCCUAUGAAAUUCAAUUGUUAAGGAUCAGCGCCUAGAGAGCCUAGUCGUAAAGUGGCAGCGCCUAGACAUUUUUUUACUCUAAGAAUUCCAGUUUGGUUGUUUUUUGAAGUCCCCAAUUUUCUCUCCCCAAAAUUUUGUCGAAAAGUCAAUCCGUAACAUAAAUAUAAUAUUCGAAAAUAAUCUGUAUAAACAUAUAAAUAUAUAUCAAAAUAAAUAUGUGACUUUUAGGGUCAAUAUUAUUAUUAUUAGUUAGGCUAACUAGAUAUCGAGGCAGACAGGCAAACCUUGAAAGAAAAUGUGCCGACAAUUUUUUUCGACUGUUGCAUAAAAUAAAUGUGUAUGCGUAUGUACAAAUAUAUCGUAUAUCAUUUUGGAAAAUUUCUUUUUGUUGCGCGGCACGACUAUUUUAUGGUUUUAUGGGCCUUUAUUUUUUGGCGCCAAAUUUUGUACAAAAAAUUAGAGUUUUACAUUUGAGUUCUGAAUAGUUUUCCAAAUUUUAGAUUUUUGGAAACUAUUAUUAACAUUUGAGACUUCGGAACUUUCUACGAUUUUAUUUUGUUGAAACUUGAAUUUAAAAGUUUUUCAUUAGCCCAUUUACAUAUAUUUCCCGCGAAAUUUUGUAAACUUCCCAAAAUUCAGGUAAUUAAUUUCAAUUAUUUAUAAAUCCCCCCAAAAUCGCAUAAUAAUUAUAUAAUUAGUCUAAAUUUCCUUUUUCCCCAAAACUUUGUUGACCCAAAUCAAAUUCAAACAAAAAUAGUACAACUUUUUCUCUUUUCUUUCUGAUUGCCUUCAGCUUUUUGAAUUCAUCAAUUUGGUUAGGUUUUCAAGUACCCCAACUGGCUUCCCCUACCCACUAAGAAUUUGGUGGCUAAUUGGUGAAUUUUGUUGAUGCUGGUGCACAAUUGCGCAACAAGUUAAAUUUUGAGAGAGAAUUUAGUUUAUUUUGGUGGGGGAUUGGAAGAAUUUAGAUUUGAUUUACAGUUGAAGAAGAUUUUGUAAUUGGUGGAUAUUUUGGUUUUGGUGGAGAAUCAAAGUGUAAUUUUGUUGAUUUCUUAAUUUGAUGAGCUUCAAUACCACGCCAAAAAUAAUAAUUAUAUUUUAUUUUUGGCGUGGUAUUGAAGAUUAAGAGGUUUUGAAGGUUUCGAAAUCCACGUGAAAACCUUGAAUCUCGAAAAAUUUCAAAAGUUCCAAAGAAAACCAAAAUCAUAAAUCAUUUUUGAAACUUAUGUUUAGUUGAAAACUUUUCAGCUUUACCUCUCUAAAGUUUGUAUUUUCACCUCAACAAUCUCCAAUUUUUUCAGACAUGCGCAAGCAUUUUCUCAAAUCUCCGGUGGCUCAACGCGUCGCCGAAGGAACCACUCUACAAUUGCCGUGCCAAUCACCGGAAUCCGAUCCCAAAUCUCAGGUACCUCCAUUUUUCUCAUUUCAAAGAACUUUUUAUUGCCAAAAAAGUUGUAAAAUGCACCAAUUUGCUCGGGACAUAAAAAACACAUGUUUUUUAGAUGUAAAAAUUUUAUCAUUUUUUUUUCUAUUUUUCGAAAAAAUCUUUUGUUCAGAGAACGAAAAGAUUCGCCACAGGUGUUCAAAAUUGCGACAUAUGUGGAAACAGAAAAAAGAGGGACAAGACAGGGAAAGAAAAUGAAUAAGAAUAAGUAGAUUAUAAUCAGACAUUGGAAAACAAUAAUGUUAUAUAAUUGGAGCAUGUGUCACUUUUUUUGAGGCGGGGGACAACAGUUUUUGACAAGUGUGACAUUUUUGUAGAUCAAAAAUAAAAGAUUUUUAGGAAUUGCUCAUAUUCCUAGAAAAGGAUUGCUCAUAUUAAUUCCCCCAAAGUCUGUUUUUUUCAGCUCACAUGGUACAAAGAUGGUCAAAUUGUUGCCGCAGAUUCAAAUAUUAUCCUUGCUUCUGAUGGUAGCCUAAUCCUUUCCGCAGCUCGACUUUCCGAUUCUGGAACUUAUUCCUGCGAAGCCACAAAUAUUGCGAAUUCUCGACGAACCGAUGGUGUUGAUGUGCAGAUUUAUGGUAAGUUCACACCUUAUAUUUCUUCUUCUUUUUUUUUUUCAAAAAAAAAGUUCCUAAACAAAAAACUGCUGCCGUUUUUUUGAAUAGCCUAUGAAUUAGUCACACCCCAUCACACGCACUUUUGUCUUUUAUUCUUUUUUUGCGACCUGGUGGCGGCAUUUUUAGGGAGAAACAGAAACAUAAAAGAUAGAAGGGUUGGUUACGUAAUCUGUGCUGCCGCGUGCAACUUUUUAUUGGCUCGCCUUGUUUUGAUAUUAAUUUUGUGGAUGUUUGAUGGGAAAGGACCUAGGAUGAGUUCGAAAAUAAAAAAAAUGAAACGUGACUUGUGACGUGGCAAUUUAGUGAAAUUUAUUAAUUUUUAUUUCAAAUUUUUUAUAGUUAAAAAUUUCAUUUUUUUUCCCGAAAUGAAAUCAAAUUCACUUGAAAACCACUUGACUUUACUUUUUAGUUCUUUUCCGUUUUUCUUCUUCCGAAAAAUAGGAAUGUUUCGAAAUUUUGAAGCAAUUCAUCAAAUGAGCCGAGAUGGAGCAAGUUCCAUUCUUAUCUAUGAAUUUGAUCUUUUGAGUAUGCAAAUUGGGCAAAAAUAAUAAAUCCUCUUGGCGUUUUUUGAUGGGUGACUUUUAAUGGUGGCGCAAUGACCGAAAACAUUCCAGGGGUGCAUUUUAGGAAUUGAAUAAUUGGGAACAACAUCGUAAUUCUACAGUAAUCUGGAAAUAAAAAAUGUUCAAAAUUUUUCAAUUAAAAUCUUAAUGAAUUUUUUUUCAGUUGACGGUGGUUGGUCUGAAUGGACUCCGUGGAUUGGCACUUGCCACGUGGAUUGUGCUCUUCUACGGCAACACGCUCAUCGAAUUCGCGAUCCUCACGAUGUUCUUCCACAUCAACGACGAACUCGAACUUGCAAUAAUCCAGCUCCUUUAAAUGGUGGAAUGUAUUGUAAAGGAGAUGAAGAAUCAACAAGAAAUUGUAAAAUUUCGUGCAAACUCGAUGGUGGAUGGUCGAGUUGGUCUGAAUGGUCCGCUUGCAGCUCAAGUUGUCAACAAUUCCGAACAAGGACUUGCACAGUUCCGCCGCCAAUGAAUGGAGGACAAACGUGUUUUGGAAAUGAUAUUUUGAUUGAAGAAUGUCCCGCACAAUCUUGUAAUCCAUUAUUGAACUCGAACUCGAAUUCGAAUUCGAACAAUGAUUUUGAGAGAUAUGUCAUCAGUGACACUGCUGUUUAUGGAUCUGUUGCAUCGAUUUUGAUUGUUGCCACGUUUAUUUUAGCAAUUUUUGGAAUAUUUUUCUGCAGAAAAUCUGAUAAAACACAAAAACCGAAGAGCAAGAAAAAUAGUAGAGAAGUUUAUUAUUCGGAACCACCAAGAAGAAUCAAUGGACCACCUUAUUAUGAAGUUUCUGGAACUGCACCACUUUUGAUUCAUCAUAGUAAUACAACAAUGAGAAGUGCGAAAUCAGCAUUCAGUGGAUAUUCUUCAACAAGAAAUGCUGGAAGUCGAGCAGCUCUUCUUCAAGAAUGUCAUUCUUCAAGUAGUUCUGGAAAACGAACAAUUCUUCGAACAAAUAGUUCAAAUUGUUCAGCUUCUGACGAUGAUAAUUAUGCAACUUUAUAUGAUUAUAUGGAAGAUCGAAGUGUAUUAGGACUCGACACGUCACAAUCUAUUGUUGCUGGACAAAUUGAUUCACGUGGUGCUAAACUAUAUCUUCCAAAAUCUGGUGCUAGAUUGGUUGUACCUGAGUUAGCUGUCGAAAAUGAGCAUAUGUUAUAUCUUGCGGUUUCAGAUACUUUAUCAGAUCAACCAAGUUUACCAAGUGAGUUAGAUUUUUGAAGCAGAAAAAUGAGCCUAGAGUAAAUCCACUUGAAAACCACUUGACUUUAUUUUACUUUGCUGUAGUUCCGCUCCAAAAAAGGGAGUGUUUCGAAAUUUUUUGGAGCCAAAAAGGAAGACUAUCUAAGAUUUUGAUCUUUUCGAGUGAAAUGCAAAUUGGGGAAAAAUAAUAAAUGACUUUUUUAAUGGGUUGCGCAACAAUUGAAGUGUUGGCCUAAAUUUGGCUCUAAAAAAAUGAAUUACAAUUUUUUUAGUGAAUGAAUCUGCACUCUCACCAGUUGUUGUAAUUGGUCAAUGUGAUGUAAAUGGUCCAAUCGAUAAUAAUAUUCUUCGUCGACCAGUUGUUGUAUCAUUCCGUCAUUGUGCUUCAACAUUUCCACGUGAUAAUUGGCAAUUUGCAUUAUAUUCGGAUGAAGGAAAUGGUUGGCAGAAAGUUGUCACAAUAGGCGAAGAAAAUUUGAACACCAAUGUUUUUGUGCAAUUCGAACAACCUGGAAAAUUCGGAGAUGGAUUUGGAUGGUGUCAUGUUAUGACUUAUUCACUUUCAAGGAUCAUGCUUGCCGGACAUCCACGUAGAAACUCUUUGUCUGCUUCGAAACGAGUUCAUCUUGCAAUUUAUGGGCCAAUGGAUUUGGCAGCUUAUCGAAGACCUUUUGAACUUCGAGUUUAUUGUGUUCCUGAAACUGGCGCAGCAAUGGAAAGUGUGUGGAAACAGGAAGAGAAUUCGAAACUUCUUAUGGAAUCCAGUGAUUUUAUAUUGAAUGAGAAAGGCAAUCUUUGUAUUUGCAUGGAAGAUUUGCAACCUGGAUAUAUUUCUGAAGGUCCUGAAGUUGUUGAGAUCUCAGAAACACAACAUCGAUGGGUUGCGCAGAAUGGAUUACAUUGUUCGUUGAAGUUUAGACCAGAAAAUCCGAGUGAAAACUUCAAUACGAGAGUUAUUGUAUAUCAGAAAUGUAGUGCGACUGAACCGAUGAUUUUGAAUGUUUCAACAGAUGAAGAAAUUUAUCGAGAAGCAGAUACAGAUGGAAAAAUGAAUAUGAACUUCAAUUUGCCAGUUAAUGUGAAAGAUGAAUUAGCAAUGUUGUUAGAUAUGCCAAAUGAAUUGAAAGAUUGGAGAGGUUUAGCCAAGAAAUUGCACUAUGAUAGAUAUUUACAGGUAAGAUUUGAAAAUAAAACCCAUAAAACAUUUUUUUAUAAUUUAUUCAGUCAUAUCUUUCAGUUCUUUGCUUCAUUCCCUGAUUGUUCUCCAACAUCUCUACUUCUUGAUUUAUGGGAAGCGAGUUCAUUUGGAUCUGCUCGAUCGGUUCCUGAUCUUCUUCAAACUCUUCGUGUUAUGGGUCGACCCGAUGCUGUCAUUAUUCUUGAACGUUUCCUUUCUCAAUAUCCGCCCAUUUUUUCACCAUAA
Messenger RNA from Caenorhabditis angaria, 14944 nucleotides. Lineage: Eukaryota; Metazoa; Nematoda; Chromadorea; Rhabditida; Rhabditidae. The record is from the annotation of a GenBank genome assembly.